AUGGGCUGCGGUUUAAGGAAGCUGGAGGACCCGGAGGACAGCAGCCCCGGGAAGAUCUACUCGACGUUGAAGAGACCUCAAGUGGAGACAAAGACUGAGACUGUCUACGAUUAUGUGCUGCUGGACUUCAGCUUGGAAGGUAGCCGUCCCACGGUGCAGUACGUGUCUUCGCUGGCUGAGCUGCCUCAGGCACUGCAGCCAUACUAUACACAAGGCUACGUCCUGGCCGCUCUUCACCCCAUCAUCCUGUCCGUAGGCCGCACGCGUUCGCUUCCUUUCAGCCUGCUUUACCGCGCCGUGCUGGCGCGACCCAGAUUGAGUCAACAGACAGCAUCCAUGUGCCACAGUGUGCCUUUGCUGAGGGUGGAGGAGUGGCCAUUACCUGGAGAUUCGCUGACGAGUGACAUUGUUCGGGCGCUUAUCGACAGGGUGAACAGCAGCGCCCGCGGGGGUGUUCGUUUCGUCGGUUCGGUCCUCCAGCAAGUGAGCGUGCUGAGCAACGGCAGCAAACUGCACAGUCCAAAGAGGGGCUGCCGCUCACCCCCACAUUCUCCCCCUCGCACCCCCCCAGGAGAGCGGGAGCUGGAGGAGAACACCUACAGUCCUGACAUGCGACUUUUGGUCUUCUUCCACUCUUGGGCUCAGGGAUGUGCACCGUUGGAGUCGUUAGCAUGCCAGUACCACCAGGGGGCGUUGUCCAUGCGCGUCUCCAGGAAGGGGCAGGUGGUGAGCGCCCUGGAGGCCGACUGGCUGGAGCUGACGGCGGCCUACUACCGCAGAGGCUGGUCGUUGGUGGACUCCUUCGUCUACUGGGACACCCCGAAAGGCGAACCCGUGCCGCGGUCUCUAGAGGGCCUUUUUGUGUAUGAAGAGAGGAGCACCGCCCCUCCUGCCAACGACACCAUCGUGGUGGAGCAAUGGACUGUUAUUGAGGGAUCCAGUGUAAAAACAGACUAUGGGCCACUGCUUCACACUCUCGCUGAGUUUGGGUGGCUGCUGACGUGCGUUCUGCCCACUCCCAUCAUACGUCAUGACAGUGAUGGUAAUCUGGCAACCAAGCAGGUUGUCUUCCUUCAGCGGCCUGUCAGAAAUCAGGCAGCAGCACAGCACAGGAACCAGGUUCUGUCAGCGCACAGCGAAGUGUCCAGCCGAUCCGUCAGUCGCUCGGUCAGCGGCGCUGUGCUUCACCAGGAGCUCUCCCCCGUGGCCGGGGGCAUCGGUGGAUUCCCGGUGUUCGGAGGGGGGUUCCCCAGCUCCCUUUCGCACCUGGAGGAGGGCGGCUUCGACCAGGAGGAGGGCAAGGCGGAGGUGACGUGCAUGUGA
Nerophis lumbriciformis (worm pipefish) is the source of this 1323-nucleotide messenger RNA. The record is from RefSeq and is a predicted model, not a curated record. NCBI's taxonomy places the organism in Eukaryota, Metazoa, Chordata, Actinopteri, Syngnathiformes, Syngnathidae.